This is a messenger RNA of Fraxinus pennsylvanica, 1002 nucleotides long. The record is from the annotation of a GenBank genome assembly. NCBI's taxonomy places the organism in Eukaryota, Viridiplantae, Streptophyta, Magnoliopsida, Lamiales, Oleaceae.
AUGUCGAGGAGGAAGAGCUCAAUGGAAGAAGAAUUGAUUCACCGGCAGGCACUGGCCAUGGCAAUUCAGCAACACCAAUUUUCUCAAAGAUUUGAUAACAAUAUUGGAUCCAUGUCUCGGAGGAUUGGAUCCACCAGCUCCCGGCGGCGAGCCACCAAUUUGUCCGACCCGUUUUCAAAUACUAAUACAAAACAGUUACCAGAUUAUUUGGAGAAUAUCGAAACAAAGAAAUUUGUUUUGAUACCUGGAGAAGGAUUUGGAGCUUGGUGUUGGUAUAAAACUAUUGCUCUGCUCGAGGAAGCUGGAUUACUUCCGAUUGCCUUGGAUCUAACAGGAUCUGGCAUUGAUCUAACGGACACGAACAGCAUCACUACACUAUCAGACUAUUCAAAACCAUUGAUUCAAUAUCUGCAGAGUUUACCAGAGGAUGAAAAGGUAAUAUUGGUUGGUCACAGCAGUGGAGGAGCUUGUAUCUCCUAUGCCUUGGAACAUUUCCCUCAGAAGAUCUCAAAAGCUGUGUUCCUUUGUGCUACGAUGAUAUCCGACGGACAGAAACCAUUUGAUGUUUUUGCACAAGAGCUUGGGUCUGCUGAACUUUUCAUGCAGGAAUCAAAGUUUCUAGUUUAUGGGAAUGGGAAAGACAAGCCUCCGACUGGGUUCAUGUUUGAGAAGCAGCAAAUGCACGGCUUAUAUUUUAAUCAAUCUCCUUCAAAGGAUGUUGCUUUGGCAAUGGUUUCAAUGAGACCAACCCCACUUGGCCCUGUGAUGGAGGCAUUGUCUCUCUCUCCCGAGAAGUAUGGAACUGGAAGGCGUUUUUAUAUUCAAACACUGGACGAUCAUGUACUUUCACCUGACGUUCAAGAAAAGCUUGUGAGGGAAAAUCCACCUGAAGGAGUCUUCAAAAUUAAAGGCAGUGAUCAUUGUCCUUUCUUCUCAAAGCCACAAUCACUGCACAAGAUUUUACUCGAAAUCGCUCAAAUUCCAAGCCAACCACAUUCUUGA